AUGGAUAGCAGCGUCGUAGAGAAGGGAGAGGAAGACGAAGGAGGAGAGGAGACUGGCAAGCAAGAAGAACCUGACCAGCCUAACGACAAAGCAGCUUCCGAACAAGAGAGCCAGGCGAAGCCAGGCAAAGAGCCAGAGGCAGCCACGACUGAAUUCAGUCCUCCCAAGCGCGAAAAGCCUGCCGUGAUCGAGGAGCGAUCUGGCCUUAUCCAAUUCCGCGUGGUUACCAAUGAUGGGAAGCCAGAGUCCCUUGUGAUCUUGACGGGACUCAAACACAUUUUCAUGAAACAGCUACCAAAGAUGCCCCGUGAAUACAUCACACGUUUGGUCCUCGAUCGAAAUCACUGGAGUAUGGCGAUUGUGAAACGAGGUCUGCAAGUGGUAGGCGGAAUCACCUAUCGACCUUUCCCUCAUCGAGAGUUUGCAGAAAUUGUCUUUUGUGCCAUCUCCAGUACAGAGCAAGUGAAAGGUUAUGGCUCCCAUUUAAUGAACCACUUGAAAGACUAUGUGAAAAUUGUCUCCCCUGUAAAGCACUUCCUAACGUACGCCGACAAUUAUGCCAUCGGCUACUUCAAGAAGCAAGGCUUCACGAAGGAGAUUUCGUUGCCGCGCUCAGUGUGGGUUGGCUAUAUCAAGGAUUAUGAAGGUGGUACAUUAAUGCAGUGUACGAUGGUGCCUCGUGUACAUUACCUUCAAGUCCAUGAUUUCCUUGCGGCUCAGAAGAAACUCAUCCAAGCACGCAUUAGCUCCUUUUCUCGUUCACAUAUUGUAUACCCCGGACUCGAAAUCUUUAAAAAGAACAAAGAUCAGAAACAGUCCAAUGCUCUCCAUGGGCAACAAGUCAAGCUCAUCGUGCAGCCCAGUGAAGUACCAGGCUUAAGUGAAACUGGGUGGACGCCGGAAAUGGACGAGCUAAGCCGGCGCUCCAAGCGGGGCCCUCACUUUACAGCGAUGCGCCAUAUCUUGGUGGAACUCAAUGGACAUGCCAGCGCAUGGCCCUUUGUGGCACCUGUGAACGCGAAUGAUGUGCCUGAUUACUACACAGUCAUUAAAAACCCCAUGGACUUAUCGACUAUGGAAACCAAAUUGGAAAACAACCAGUAUGAAACUGUGGAUGAUAUGGUCAAAGACGCACAACUCGUGUUUGAUAACUGUAAGUUGUACAACCCGGCCUCCUCGCCCUAUGCCAAGUGUGCCGUGAAAUUGGAAAAGUUUCUAUAUGAAAGACUACCCCAAUGGAAACAAGCAGCUGGAUUGGCAUAA
Malassezia pachydermatis is the source of this 1263-nucleotide messenger RNA. Its product is annotated as histone acetyltransferase gcn5. Gene Ontology annotation, molecular function: histone H3 acetyltransferase activity; protein binding. The coding region runs from base 1 to 1263 and encodes 420 amino acids. The record is from RefSeq and is a predicted model, not a curated record. The transcript has 3 exons. Gene Ontology annotation, biological process: positive regulation of transcription by RNA polymerase II; chromatin remodeling. Gene Ontology annotation, cellular component: histone acetyltransferase complex. NCBI's taxonomy places the organism in Eukaryota, Fungi, Basidiomycota, Malasseziomycetes, Malasseziales, Malasseziaceae.